AUGGAUGUUACUCUUCACGAUCUCGCUCUCUACUUCACUGCGGCCACCGGAGCUAUGCCACCUGACGGCUCUGGAAUGUAUCUCGUCUCCGAGGAAGACGGAGACUUGAUCGAAAAACUGUGGACGGGACAUGAAGUCCGCGAGCAGGUCUUUAUCGCUGCGGAUGUCAAGGAGUCUACUCCUGCUGUCUAUCUGCUUGACGAGGAUAGUCGACGGAUCUUCUGCCUUGACGCAGAGCAUAACCUUCAAUGCUACGAGUACGACGCAGAUGAAGAAGAAUGGAAUUUCGUCCUGCUUCGGGAUGGCGAAUCUAUUCCUGUUCACCCGAAGAGUCGGUUGAGUGGUUGUUUGCUGGAAGACACCCAGAUUGUCGUCUUCCAGGAUCCAUCAGGCCGGCUUCGAGGAAUGCGAGUUCAACCCGGUGGAGAGGUUGAGUCCCUCACCCCAACUUCCAUCUCCUCUUCGUCGGCUAUUCCCCACACGGCGUUUGUCGGAGAUGAUGAGAGUCUCCACCUGCUUUACAUUGAUUCGAAUAAUCAGGUCCAUCAUCUCACAUUGUCUGGCAACCAAUGGAAAGAUACAAUCAUCCCAGGCGCAGGAUUUGUCAACGACAAAAUCAUCAAACUCAUGGUAACCGGAAACGAUGAAAACGCUCUCAAUAUCCUUGCCCUCUCCUCGACCGGACAAGUCCUUUGGAUCAACCCAGAGGGCCAGAAGGCAGUUCUUGGCAAGGUUGAACGAGAGAGAUUUGUGGCUGCCUCGAGCGAAGAAUGUGCGGUUCAGUUUCUUGUCACGAUGUCCAAGAUGUUUGGGAAGGCGAUUAAGAAGAGGAAGGAGGGCAAGGAUAAGAUGAGGAAAUAG
Messenger RNA from Aspergillus wentii DTO 134E9, 861 nucleotides. RefSeq lists its product as uncharacterized. NCBI's taxonomy places the organism in Eukaryota, Fungi, Ascomycota, Eurotiomycetes, Eurotiales, Aspergillaceae. The transcript is spliced from 3 exons. The coding region runs from base 1 to 861 and encodes 286 amino acids. The record is from RefSeq and is a predicted model, not a curated record.